Messenger RNA from Podarcis lilfordi (Lilford's wall lizard), 12058 nucleotides. NCBI's taxonomy places the organism in Eukaryota, Metazoa, Chordata, Lepidosauria, Squamata, Lacertidae. The record is from the annotation of a GenBank genome assembly.
GGUGGAUUUAAAUAUAUAUUUAUAAUAUAUUAAUUAAAUAUAUUAUAUUAAAUAUAUAUGUUAUCAUCUAAUAUCAUUGAUAGAUGGUUGAUACAUGUCUUUACUAGGCUUCCUUCCUUCCUUCCUUCCUUCCUUCCUUCCUUCCUUCCUUUUUUUCAGAUUCUACCUCGCCCCUUCUCUGAUAACAUUUACAUUUGCCAUGGCCAAACUGACCCUCCAGCUGUUUUUCGAACUACAACUCCCAUCAUCCCUAGCUAACAGGACCAGUGGUCAGGGAUGAUGGGAACUGUAGUCCCAAAAACAGCUGGAGUGCCAAGUUUGGCCAUGCCUUGUUUAGGGAGCUGAAAGCCGUGCAGCAUGCUGGGAAAUCGAGUUUUGCGCGUGCUCCAUUUUCGUUGGCCGCGCAAGCCUGCUUGGGAAAUGUAGUCCCUGAAGCCUGAUUGGCUGCGAAGGGAAGUGAUGAAAGAGACCGGCAUCCAGGUGCAUGAUGGGGGUUGUAGUUCUGGAGGCCAAAACAGGAAGUGCUGGAGGAGUCCUCCUGCUCCUUGCUCAGCCUUCGGAGCCUGAAGGAGUGAAGGGGGCGCAGCAUGUCUUUCAAGAGGGAGGGAGACGACCCUAGCCAGCUCAAUGUGCUCAAGGUGAGUGGAGGGGAAGAUCGGGGGGAGGGAGUUCAAAAGGCAUUCAAGGGAUCUUGUUGUUGUUGUUUAGUUGUGUCCGCCUCUUCGUGACCCCCUGGACCAGAGCACGCCAGGCCCUCCUGUCUUCCACUGCCUCCCGCAGUUUGGUCAAACUCAUGCUGGUAGCUUCGAGAACACUGUCCCACCAUCUCGUCCUCUGUCGUCCCCUUCUCCUUGUGCCCUCCAUCUUUCCCAACAUCAGGGUCUUUUCCAGGGAGUCUUCUCUUCUCAUGAGGUGGCCAAAGUCUUGGAGCCUCAGCUUCAGGAUCUGUCCUUCCAGUGAGCACUCAGGGCUGAUUUCCUUAAGAAUGGAUAGGUUUGAUCUUCUUGCAGUCCAUGGGACUCUCUAGAGUCUCCUCCAGCACCAUAAUUCAAAAGCAUCAAUUCUUCUGUGAUCAACCUUCUUUAUGGCCCAGCUCUCACUUCCAUACAUCCCUACUGGGAAAACCAUAGCUUUGACUAUACAGACCUUUCUUGGCAAAGUGAUGUCCCUGUUUUUUAAGAUGCUGUCUAGGUUUGUCAUUGCUUUUCUCCCAAGAAGCAGGCGUCUUUUAAUUUCGUGGCUGCUGUCAUCAUCUGCAGUGAUCAUGGAGCCCAAGAAAGUAAAAUCUCACUGCCUCCAUUUCUUCCUGAAUGAUUUAGAAAACGUAGAUAUCAUACCAGGCCUAGAGAGCAAGCUGAGCCGCUCUGCAUGUUCUCCCUGCCCCAGGAGAAAGCAGCUGCGCUCUGUACAUGCUCCCCGUCACUGUGGACUCUGCACAGGAUCCCAGUCCUAGCACUGUGCAAACGGUCCCUGUUCCAGAAUUUCUGCCCAAGGCCCCUAUCUCCAAUUCUCUUCUCCCUUUUUCGAGACCCUGUGGGCUCACACCCCAAUUCCUCUCUCCUACUGUUACUUUGCCUGUAGCUAAACCCAGGUGAAAUAUUUCUCCUCCUUUAUUCAUUUCCAGAAAAGAAGAGUUGCUGACCUCUUGGCCAAUUAUAUCCCUGAGGAUGAAGCUUUGCUGCUGAGAGAUGGCAGGUCAGAGCUAAAUACCCUGGAUACACCAUUGUUAUCUUCAUUGAUUGAUAACACAUGGUGCAGGUUUGAUGCGCAGCUAACAGUGGGCAGUUAGAACAAACUGGGCACUCUGCACAUGCUCCCCAAUCCCAGAUCGCUGAUGUAGCAGGGCAGCAAAAAGAAAGAUACCACAGUUUAGCUCUCACCAAACUGGCUCUUUUACGGCAUGUGGUUCAUAAGUCAAUUUUAGUUAGAAUACAUGGAGUAGAGGAAGAGGGUAAUGUGAUUUAUAGUUUUCAUUUUUAUUAACACCCCAUUUUGCAGCCAAGACGGAGGCCCUAAGCUCUUUUAAAUUAAGCAGAGUUGUUUGAGAAGAAGAGGAGGAGUUUGGAUUUGAUAUCCCGCUUUAUCACUACCCUAAGGAGUCUCAGGGACGCGGGUGGCACUGUGGGUUAAACCACAGAGCCUAGGACUUGCUGAUCAGAAGGUUGGCAGUUCGAAUCCCCGCGACGGGGUGAGCUCCCGUGGCUCAGUCCCUGCUCCUGCCAACCUAGCAGUUCGAAAGCACAAAGUGCAAGUAGAUAAAUAGGUAUCGCUCUGGCGGGAAGGUAAAUGGCGUUUCCGUGCGCUGCUCUGGUUCGCCAGAAGCGGCUUAGUCAUGCUGGCCACAUGACCCAGAAGCUGGACGCUGGCUGCCUCGGCCAGUAAAGCGAGAUGUGUGCCACAACCCCAGAGUUGGCCACGACUGGACCUAAUGGUCAGGGGUUCCUUUACCUUAACCUUUAAGGAGUCUCAAAGCGGCUGACAAUCUCCUUUCCCUUCCUUCCCCACAACAAACGCUCUGUGAGGCUGAGAGACUUCAGAGAAGUGUGACUCGCCCAAGGUCACCCAGCAGCUGCAUGUGGAGGAGCAGGGAAUCGAACCCGGUUCACCAGAUUACGAGUCCACUGCUCUUAAUCACUAUACCACACUGACACACUGUGUGUGUGUGUGUGUGUGUGUGCACGCUUCAAAGAAAGAUUUUUAAAAAUCAUGUGGAUAAUUAGAGUAUUGUAGAAAAUGGGGUCUUUUAAAAAAUGGGUAAUGAAUUCUUGGAAAAAGAAUUAUUGGAAAAAGAAAAGAGAAAGGCUAUAUACUCAAGAUCACAACUGUUCUAGCAUGUUUGUCAUGAUUUAUUUACAGAGCAGUGUCGUAACAAGCCUGCUUAGAACUCAGUCCCACAGACUGAAUGGGGCUAAGCCUGCCCCACUGAAUGCAAUGGAGUAAGUUCUAAUUCAAUUCUCUUUGUUCGUUCCUUCGCCCCAGCAGAUAUGCCUGCACUGUCUGCUUCCACCGUCCAGUUUUUGACACUCUCGACAUGCUCACGGUCCACCGUUCUGGAAAGAAGCACCUCAUCAGUAAGUCUGCGGAAGCUUUUCUUGAGCCCUCAAUGCCCCAUACUCCCUCAUCCAACCUUCUGAGCAGAUAAUACCCAAGGUUUAUACCACGUUGCUAAGAGCACCGUUGUGGUGGGGGAGCUAGGCCAUCUCCCUGCUCUCAUUGCUCCAUUGGUUUUCAGGCACUGCUCAGUUUGCUGCUCGGGGUAGUAAAAGAAGGGAUCUGUGUGCGAGGAAAGGUGUGCUACCCGGUACCAAAAUUGGAGAGGUCAAAGGGUGGCUGAAAAUUAACAUCGCCAGCCAUGUGGCUGCCUGUCUUGGGUUUGUUUUUAAUCAUUGCUGCAGUUAUUCUGAGGCACUUUUAAUUUGCAGUGAUUUCGUUCGUCCUCGCAAUGGUCAAGUAAGGAUGUCUGGUCCCAUUUUACAGAUCAGGAAGACUGAGGUGUAGAUAGAGAUUUUGCUUUAACCAAGGCAGCCCAGAGAUUUGAACCAAGACCCUGCCAUGUUCUUCUGUCCUCUGUCUCUCACUUUGUAAAAGGUUUGCAGAAGUUCUAUGGGAAGAAGCGUUCACUCGAGAGCGAGGUCCAGAAACGCCGCCACCAGGCGUACCUCCGAGCAGAAGAAACUGGUGCCCAGGUAAGUCUGCAUGCUCCUUGCCGCUUCUUAGUUGCUAAGAAUUGCAAACUAGUAUGGCAGCCUCUGUGUCGACUGAGUUUUCUUCCACUGCAAUCCUGGGCUCAUGAGUCCCACAGACUUCAGCAAGACUUUCGGAAAGCAACCUUAGCAUGGAAGAUCUGCCACUGAGCUAUAGUUUGCCCUUUAAAAUAAAUACGAUUCCAGUCCUCGUGGUUCUGAAGAAAGGGUCGAUAUAAAUUGGAACAGAGGAGACUGCUUUAUACAGAGUCAGAUCCCUCUAGUCUUGGUUACACUGAUUGGCAGCCGCUCUCGAAAGAAGGUGCUCUACCAGUGGGCUGCGUUUUCAUGUACAAAAUGUGUUUGUGUGUGUGGUUUUUAGUGUUGAUGAUUUUAUUGCUAGAUUGCUUUGAGACAUUUCAUGAGAAAAUACUCAUUCAUGAAAAUAAAUGAAUUGAUAAACCCUCUUUCUUUAGGUGAGUCCAGGCCCUGCACCUUUGCUUGUGGAGACCAGGAAGAUCGCCCACAACGCUUUGCUGAAAAACGUCCCUUAUAGCAGCUGCUGCCGACGCAACAGGUAACGUGCUUUGCUCUCAAACCGUGGCCCCAUGAACCUUAAUGCGGAUGGAGUCCACAUUCCCCGUUGGCUGGGGAGUGGCACCCGGUGGCCUUAGAUCUCCUUCUGAGGAUCUUCCCCAGGUUCCCGGUGCCUUUUCAGUGGUGGCUCCCUGUCUGUGGAAUCCUCUCCCCAACGAAGUCCACCUGGCACCUUCACUGACAUUUUUUUUUUUUACCAGGUAAAGGUUUACCAUUUCCCCCAAGCCUUUUGAUAGUCUAAGAUGUUGUUACUGUGUUACUAAAUAAAUAAAAAAUUAUUUAUAUUUAUUAUUUACUAGUGUGCAGCUGACGCUUCCUAUUGCUGUUACAUACGCUAUUUCUUUCUGUACAAUGCAUUUAAAUUUAUGUAUUUAAAGUUGCUUUGAAACCUUUAGAUAACGUCUAAUUAAUAUUUAUGGCAUCUAUACCCUUUUUCUGAAAGGAGCUCAAGGUGGUAUAUGUGGUUCCACGCCCCCCCCCCCCGUUUAAACCCCAUAACAAUCCUAGGUUAGGCUGAGAAGGUAGUGGCUAGCCCAGGGUCACCCAGGGAUCUUCAUGGCCAGGUGGGGGAUUUGAACCCCAGACCAACAUGCACCAGUGUUUCUCAGACUUGGGUCCCCAGCUGUUGUUGCACUACAACCCCCAUCAUCCCUGACCACUGGUCCUGCUUAGUAGGGAUGAUGGGAGUUGUAGUCCAACAAUAGCUGAGAACCUAAGUUUGAGAAACAGUGCUUUAACCACUACACUACAUUGAAUCUCAAUAAUAAUAACUAUAUCUGAAGAAGUAUAUCCGAAGGUCCAGUAUAUCUAAAGGAGCGUCUCCACCUCCAUCGUUCUACCUGGAUGAUGAGGUCCUGCGCUGAGGGCCUUCUGGUGGUUCCCUCACUUCGAGAAGCCAAGUUACAGGGAACCAGGCAGAGGGCCUUCUUGGUGGUGGCACCCGCCCUGUGGAACGCCCUCCCACCAGAUGUCAAAGAGAACAACUACUACCAGACAUUUAGAAGACAUCUGAAGGCAGCCGUGUUUAGGGAAGCUUUUAAUGUUUGAUGCAUUACUGUAUUUUAAUAUUUGGUUGGAAACCGCCCAGAGUGGCUGGGGAAGCCCAGCCAGAUGGGCGGGGUAUAAAUAAUAAAUUAUUAUUAUUAUUAGCAACAAUAAUAUAAGGAAGAUGACUUUCUACAAGGCCUCAACUUGACUGAUUUAUUUGGCACAGGGUGGCAGGAAGUGACAUUGCCCCCAGUACCUCAAGGACAGAUGCAAGCUCCAGAGAGUCUGAAGAAAAUGAGCCGUCAAAACCCAAGAACUCCGUUCAUGCAGAAGAACAUAGACUGCCUUUGCCAGAAGCCACUUCUGCUGUGGAUUUGCCUGGGUGCGCGACUUCCAUGUCAGGUAGAAAAUUGCUUUGGAGCAGUUUGGUUGUGGUGUUUCCUCAUUGGUUUCAGGCUGUACCUCAGUCAUAGAGCACAGUUUUGCAUGCAAAAGCCCCCAGGUUCAAUCCCCACUGCCAGCAUAGAAUCAUAGAAUUGUAGAGUUGGAAAGGACCCCCAAGUCAUCUAUUCCAACUCCUUGCAACACAGGUAUCACAGCUAAAGAACCACUGACAGGUGGGCCACCCCACCUCUGUUUAAUAACCUCCAAAGAAGGAGAGUCCACAACUUUCUAAGGGAGUUGGUUCCAUGGUUGAACAGCUCUUGCCAUCAGAAAUUUUUCCUAAGGUUUCGUUGGAAUGUCCGUUCUUGUCUGGAGCAGCAGAAAACAAGCUCGUUUCAUCUUUCAUGUAACAGCCCUUCAUGUACUUGAAGACGGCUGUCAUGUCACCUUUCAGGCUUUUUUCUGCAGAUUAAACUGCAGGUUCAACUGUCCUCAUAAUAAUAAUAAUUUAUUAUUUAUACCCCGUCCAUCUGGCUGAGUUUCCCCAGCCACUCUGGGCAGCUUCCAAUCGAGUGUUAAAAACAAUACAGUAUUAAAUAUUAAAAACUUCCCUAAACAGGGCUGCCUUCAGAUGUCUUUUAAAGAUAAGAUAGCUGCUUAUUUCCUUCACAUCUGAAGGGAGGGCGUUCCACAGGGUGGUUCCCUGUAACCUCACUUCUCGCAAUGAGGGAACUGCCAGAAGACCCUUGGAGCUGGACCUCAGUGUCCGCGCUGGAUGAUGUGGGUGGAGACACUCCUUCAGCUCUACUGGACCGAGGCCGUUUAGGGCUUUCAAGGUCAGCACCAACACUUUGAAUUGUGCUCGGAAACAUACUGGGAGCCAAUGCAGAUCUCUCAGGACCAAUGUUGUGUGGUCCCAGCGGCCACUCCCAUAAGACUUGGUCUCCAGAUUCUUUACCAUCUUGGUCGCCCUCCUCUGCACACAUCACACUGUUGACUCGUGUUAAGCUUGUGGUUUGCUAAAACCCCUAGAUCUGUUUCACAUAUGCUGCUGGCAAGCCAGGAGUGCCUUUCAACUUUCAGCUUCCUCUUCUGGUCUACACUCCCAAAUCAAUCCAGGAGGAGACGGACCUGCAGGUGUGGAUACAGUUGCCUCAUCUGCAGUUGUUAUUGUGAAGUGGGCAGGAUUUUACGGACGCCAACCCCAUCCCACGUUGCCAGUGAGCAAGGAGAUGCAACUCCUAAAUAUCAAUCUCUCUUGAUUCCAGAAUCGGUGAAAAGAUCUGCAGCUCUGAGAAAGGAGCGUAGCCGCAAAAGGAAAGCGCCUCACGGUGCACCACCUCAUUCUGACACUGGUGAUGUUACCCCGGAGAAGCGCCGGGCUUUGGAACACUAUCUGAGGCUGAAAAGGUAGGUUAGAGGUUGCCCAGAAGAUGUGUUAACUAAGUGGUGGGAUCACAGGUACUAGAUUUGCAGGCCAGGAGCCGAAAAGCAUCAGGGGAGCAAAGUUGCAUCUGCACUGUUUUCUUUGUUUCAAGACCUGGUUUUGCAGGGGAGGGUGAUCAGGUUUUACUAUAAAGUUCGAUUUAAAUGCAUCCCUUCCAGUGUAGACACAGGCAAAGCACUAUUAAGGCUUUUAAGGGCUACUGUACUCUUAAUUAAAAGCUUUUAAGGGCUAUUGUGCUCUUAAUCAAAAGCUUUCUGUUGGCAAGCUCAGCCUUCUUUAUUGCUUUUUAUAAUAUUAUGUCUAUAUACAGUGGUACCUUGGGUUAAGUACUUAAUUCGUUCCGGAGGUCCGUUCUUAACCUGAAACUGUUCUUAACCUGAAGCACCACUUUAGCUAAUGGGGCCUCCCACGCCGCUGGAGCACGAUUUCUGUUCUCAUCCUGGAGCAAAGUUCUUAACCCGAGGUACUAUUUCUGGGUUAGCGGAGUCUGUAACCUGAAGCGUAUGUAACCUGAACCGUAUGUAACCCGAGGUACCACUGUACCAGGAAAAAAAGAGAAACUGAGUAAUGUAAAGCACCACCACCGCCUGCAGCAAACAGAAGCUGGCAUCUCCGGAUAGGGCUGGGAGAAACUACCUGAAACCCUCAAGAGCCACUGUUUGUCAGCAUAGACAACACAGAGCUAGCUGGUCUAACUCUGUAUUAGGCAGCUUCUUUGUGUGUUCUGAACAGGAAACAUUUAAUUAAUGUUGCGCAGCUGUCUUGCACUUAAACGUUACAGAAGUAUCUCAGCCAUGGUGUACGGCAGUGCAAUUUAAUAUUGUGCUCUGCAAGUGUGCUUAGAUCCAUUAUUCCAGAAAAAUGAGCAUUCCCUUCUCAGAUGUGUUUAUUUCCUUCCUUUCUCUGGCAGUUCUGGUUGGGUCCAAGAUGGUUCUGGCAAGUGGGUAAAAGACGAGAAUGUGGAAUUUGACUCUGACGAAGAGGAACCUCCUGCACUGACUCCAUCUUGACAACAUUGUUGCUUACUUUCUGAGAGGGGGACCCUUGGAAAUGUUCUGCUGGUUGGACAUUCAGGGACCACUCAUUCAAGAACAAAAUUUAUUUUUUACCAUGUACUGUGUAUAGGAUGGUUUAUUUUUAUUUUUUAAAGGGGGGGGAUAUGAACGCAGAUUACAUUGUCUGGUUACUUCCUUUGUUGGUUACAGUCUCUGGUUUUGUUUCACUGCACAGAGACUGCCUUUCACAACAGCCCUGCUAGGUAGGCUGGAUUGCAGGAGAAAGUGUGUGUGUGUGUGUGCAACUUCUGUGGUUGAAUGGAAAUUUGAACCCGGGUCUCCCUGGUCGUAGUCCAACAACCAGACUGCACCAAACAUGAAAAGCAACAUUUCAUUUGCCCCAAGCACUAAUCUCUAGGCAGCACUGUCGUUCAGCCUCUACUUCAUUGUUGGGGGAGCUUUUCCUGCUCAAGGGCCACAUUUCCUCAUGAGGAACCUUCUGAGGGCUACAUGCUGGUAAUGGGCAGUGUCCCAGUCCAAAGUGACCACUUUGUACAGCUGGUUCCACCUCUCUGUCCAGGUAAGCAAAAGGCACAAUCACCCCUGGAAGACGCAUUCCAACCAGGUAAAGUGCUCAAGGGAGGGCUGGGGAGAUUCCUGAGGAUCGGGUCGAGAGGCCCAGAGGGCUGCCUUUGGCACCUAGCCCUGAGAUUCCCCAACACUAUACUGAACCCUGCAAAAAGGAAUUUGUUGGCAGCACAGCUUCUGGCUGGCCAUUGGCCGAGCUGCCCUGAUCUCACAGAGGCACACCAGGGAGGGCAGGCAGACCUCUUGACUACCACUUGGCUCACACGACAUUGCAAAGGGGCCAGAGCAAAGCAUUGGACAGGGAGCUCUUCAGAAAGGAGGCUUAAAUGUGUGAUCCAGAGAAGGCCAACGGAAAACGUCUGGGUCCACUAAUACAAGCAAUGUCCACGGAGCCAGGACCUUCAAAGACGCAGGGAUGCUUUGAAAUCCACAUACAGUUAAAUCCAGUCAAAGGCAACUAUGAGGUUGCAGCAGCUCUCAUCUCGCUUUCAGGCCGAGGGAGCCGGCGUUUGUCCACAGACAGCUUUCUGGGUCAUGUGGCCAGCAUGACUAAACCACUUCUGGUGCACGGAGGACCGUGACAAAUGCCAGAGCGCAUGGAAACACCGUUUACCUUCCCGCCGCAGUGGUACCUAUUUGUCUACUUGCAUUGGCGUGCUUUCGAACUGCUAAGUUGGCUGGAACAGAGCAACGGGAGCUCACCCUGUUGCGGGGAUUCGAACCGCCAGCCUUCUGAUUGGCAAGCCCACGAGGCUCGGUGGUUUAGACCACAGUACCACCCGCGUCCCAUAAUAAAUAAUUUUUAAAUAAGCCCUGCGCGGAUGGUUGGUGUCUAAUUGUGGGCCUUUAUAAGUGGGUAUAAAGCCAAAGAGAAAGGGCCCCAUUCCUUCCACUGUCUCUGAGCAAGAGUGGGUCUUGGAGGCAAAAGCAUAAAGUUGGCAAUCGUUCCCACUGCAAGUGCCUUCAUGUCAGCCUAGCAUUGACUCCACUGCCCCGUCCUGCUGGUCAUAGCUGUCAACCUUCCCUUUUUUUGCGGGAAAUUCCCUUAUUCAAACGCUGCUUCCUGCUGCUAUCCCAGAUUGUUAGAUAUCCCGUAGACUGUCCCCAGGACAGGUGAGGCUGCUGAGCCCUUAUUUUCGAGGCUGCUGAUCCCUUAUUUUCAAAUCUGAAAGUUGACAGCUAUGCCGCUGGCUGGCACAGCCAACCAAGCAACGCAUUGUGAUACAUUGCGGGUUGCAGAGGCCAACCCAUGGUUUUCGCACACACCCCUUUUGCCGUCGGCUCUGACGCCACCGCCGCUUCUUGACGUGGGUCGUUUCCAUUGCCCGCUUGCGUCAACUUCGGGGCUGGUGACUUUUACCCACCUAACCUAACUCUUCCCAACCCCCCCAAGCCUAACAGCUGUCCAUGUCAACCACGGAGGACAAGCCGCGAGAAGCCGGCUGCAUUGACAGGCAGGACACAUGUGACACCUCCGGCCUGGGGAGGGGAAGGGAAGCCCCUAAUUUAAGACCGAGACGCCUUCUCCUCCUGCUCCUCCUCCUCCUCCUUGCGGGGCCUGGGCCAAGAUUUCGUGCAACCUGAUCCCUUGGGUGUCCAUUUCGUCUGCUGAUCCCAGCGGGGGGUAUAAAUACAUUGGGAGGGUGGGGGGAUACUUCUCUUUCCCCCUCCCCACAAUCUUGCUCCGCAGCACCACCUGCUUGGAAUAACUCUCUAUAAAGUGGCAGGGCUCCUUGCAAGAUUCCUGACGGGACACCCUUCCUUGACGCCGCUUGCGCUUCCUAUUAUAUAAAGUGCCGGGCGGCUUUUUAAAUCUACUUUUCUACUGCUGGAGCUGUGGGAGUAAAAAUGCAAACUUAGUACAUAUGAUGAUUAGCUGCCCCGUGAUAAGAUCAUUUUGGUGUGGGGAGAGGAUAGUUCUAGCAAGAGUAAUAAAAAGAAAUUGUUAUUUAGGGGAAUUGAAUUCUAAAUUAUAUUCUGGAAAUGUGGGAGAUUACAAGGGGUCCAAAAAAAUGGAUGUACCAUGCCAUAUUGGAAGCAAAAAAACUUGUUUUGAUGAAUUGGAAGAGCCGCAAAAAGAUUGCAUUGAGCACAUGGAUUGAUAAUAUGGACAGACUAGCUACAUACAAACGAAUUGCAUGUCGACGCAAAUUAAGAAUGGAUAAAUAUGAAGAAAUCUGGAAGGAAUAUUUAAGCGAUAAGGCGGAUAGUGGUGGGAAGUAGGGGGAGGAGAGGUGGGGGGAAAUUGUUAAAAAGGUGUAGUCAUAGGUAUAUCAGCAUUCAAAUUUGAAUUGUCAAAUUGUGUUAGUAAUGUUAUGGUUUUUGUUGUAUGUGUCUUGUGCGGUUGUUGUUUGUAUUGAAAAAAUGGUUAAUUUUUUUUAAAAAAAAAUUACUUUUCUUCAUCAGGCACCAAGCAGAGUUCACGGAAAGCCAGAUCCUGACUUCAAAUAAAGGAUGUUGGAAAUGCACUUGUUUUAUUCGACGGCUGCUAGCUCUUUCUUUACCCUCCUCCUGAGGAAUUCAAGAUGGAGAAGUCAGCCCUUCUUGUUCUUCCCAUUUUAUCCUCACGACAACCCUGUGGGGUAUGUUAGGCCAAGAGGGAAAGAGAGUAGCUGUCCCGAGGUCACUCAGGGAGCUUCAUGGCUGACUGUAUAGCGUCAGAGUUAGGCCAUCUCCAUUGAACUCUAACCACUAUACCACACUGGCUCUCAUGGGGCAGCGCCUCAGCAAUGGAAAUCCUACCCUUGCCCCCUACAUAGCCAGCCCUGAGAGCGCUUCCACCAUUUCAGGCUGUUUCUUCAGUCCCGAGUACUAGAAACUUGGUUAGUGUUGUGGCUUUGAAGUGAAAGCUGUUCUUCUAAGUGCGCUGGAUUCUCCAGAUACCAAACCAGGGAUUUUGGAACACACGCCUUUCAUUCAACACGCUCGUCUGAUUUUUGCCUUUCUGUUAAAUAUCAAUUUGUUGGUUCCCACUGAAGGUGUUUCCCGUUUUUGUGCCUGGAAAAAGGGUAGCAAAAUCUCAUGCCAUACUUUUCAUCUAGGAAGAGCCGAGUUCAAAUCCCACAGACUCAGCCAUGAAACUCUCACAGGGAUCCUGCCCAGCCUCUUUCUCACAGCUCAGCCUACCUCAUGGGGUUAGCUUUGAGAAAGAUUAUCUCUGUGAACACCAUCCACCACUUUGUAAUAAAAUAGCUUCCCCUCAAGUCAUAUCUCAAGUUCCUCACAGAACUCUAGCCCAAUGGUUGCCAUUAAUUUGAUUUGAACUGAUUUUAUAAUGAAUUGAUUUUAGAAUGCUGUAUUAUUUUAUUGUUGUUAGCCACUCUGAGCCCAGCUUCAGCUGGGGAGGGUGGGACAUAAAUAAAAUAUUAUUAUUAUUA